AUGACAAACGACACGAAAGUGGUUCUCGGCAUCUCGUCGGCCGCCUCGGCCGCCGCCAUCAUCGCCUGUUUGGUGAUCGUGCCAGGGCUCUACAGCAGCAUCCAGCAGCUGAACGAUCGCGUUACUUUUGGCGUCCAAAAGUUCCGCGAGCAAACCGACGAUGCUUGGACCCAACUCAUGGAGGUACAACUUCAGGUAAGGAAAGAAACAAGCAGUUAGAAAAAUAGAUAUUUGAGCUUUAAUAAUCUUGAGGAGGUCUAAUAAAAUCUUUUUAGGUAACUCCACCAUCCAAGCCCCGUGAGAACCCCUUCAACUCCAUCUUCCGUCAGAAACGUCAGGCCAACGGCGGACUCCCAGCCUGGUGUCAAUGUACCCCACCAAAGGUCAACUGUCCACCCGGCCCAGCCGGACCACCCGGCCCACCAGGACCUCCAGGACAGCCCGGAGCCCCAGGAAACGCCGGAGGACCAGGACAGCCAGGAGCCCCCGCCGCCCCAUGCCCACAAGCCCACCAAGGCUGCAUCCAGUGCCCAGCCGGACCACCAGGCCGACCCGGAGGCAACGGACCCCCAGGCCCACCAGGACCCAACGGACAGCCCGGAGCCCCAGGCCAAGGCGGCGGCGCAGGACCACCCGGCCCACCAGGACCAGCCGGAGACGCCGGAGCCCCAGGACAGCCCGGAGCGCCCGGUCAGCCAGGACACCCCGGACAAGACGGAGUCAAGUCCACCUCUGUUCCCGGCCCCAAGGGACCCAGCGGACCACCCGGCCCACCAGGACAGCCCGGACCCAACGGACAGCCCGGCCAGCCCGGAGGCCAAGGACCACCCGGACCCGCCGGACCACCCGGCCAGCCCGGUCACCCCGGAGGCGAUGGACAACCAGGUCUGCCAGGAUCCUCUGGACAGCCCGGUCACGAUGCCGCCUACUGUCCUUGCCCUGCUCGUACUGCGGUGUUCGCUCAUCGUCGUCGUUUCCACGCCUAG
Bursaphelenchus xylophilus (pine wood nematode) is the source of this 986-nucleotide messenger RNA. The record is from the annotation of a GenBank genome assembly. NCBI's taxonomy places the organism in Eukaryota, Metazoa, Nematoda, Chromadorea, Rhabditida, Aphelenchoididae.